Prorocentrum cordatum is the source of this 1568-nucleotide messenger RNA. The record is from the annotation of a GenBank genome assembly. NCBI's taxonomy places the organism in Eukaryota, Dinophyceae, Prorocentrales, Prorocentraceae.
CUCAAGUUUUUUAGGGAUUGAUCGAGCAGCCUCUUUCAAAUCCUUCAGAUCACAGGGAAUCACGGCGUUCCCUCGUUGGGCCGCGGGGCUUUUUGGGCUCUUUGGUGUUGGUGACGGAGUUCUCGGCCCUCAACGAGACAGCUGGGGACGACAACGCGUCAGAGCGUGAGGAGCAGCUGUACUGUCAGGAGUUUGUGAGCUACUACGCUCCCGAGCCCCAUUUGUUCAGCGAGGACCCGACCGAUCAGCACGACGGAUUCCAUUGCUCGGGGGACGACCUCGAGAGCGUGCAACUACACGAGCAGGAUAUAACCUUUCAAACAUAUUGCAGAGUGUACUACACCAGCAAGGCGGCAGCGCCUGGUGGGCGUCGGCGAGGCGUGGUCAUGCUGUUGGUGGGGCGGGUGUUCCCGCAGGAGGCAAACGAUCCGCACUGGACGGCCACCGACCCUCGGAAGCGCGCGCAGGUGAUCCAUGUGCGGGAUCGGACCAAGGUAAAGCCGAUUCCGCUGCCAGAGAUCGACUACUCGGACGUGCCUGGCUUCAGCACCGCCGACCUGAUACAGAUCGAGAAGCAGUCGAAUUCGGUGGUCCGGAAGCGCAACAGCAAAGCGUUCGUCUCCUGGGGCGCCCCAGGGUACUGGGGCGGAGCCUCGUGGGCCAUCUACGUCGUGGGCAAGCGUUUCAAGAUCUGGGUUGCGAUCAAGGCUUUGUACAUCACUGCCCGCGAAGUGGUCGAGGCCACCGAGUGCGCGAGCGAGCGCUGGGAGGAGAUCGCCGGGUACUUCGAGGAUCUGGACUGGGACGUUAUGGCCUUGAUCGCUAUGGGCUUAUUCCUCGACUGGGGCAUCGUCCUGAAGUGGCCCGGGCAGAAGAAGGCAUUCCGCAGGGCCGUUUGGGGUGGAUUCGGACUUGGAUUCGGACUCGUCGGAGAGGGAGUUCGGCCGUGCGGGUGUCCAGAUGCACGACUUGCUGGGGUCGUCGUGCAAUCGCAGACGGAGCUCGCGAAAGAGAUCGCCCAAAUAGAGCAAGGCGGCGGCAAUCACUCGCCACAUACGACAAACGGGAGUUCGGGGACCGAGGCGACCCUGAGCUCGCUGGACUCGCCCAGGAUCAGGUCGGAGCUGAGUGAGCAGCGGGAUCAGCUCUCUCUUGGAUCGACCCAAGGAGCACGAGGACAUCGUCAGGACCGACGCGGUCACCAAGGGAAGCUCGAGCGCCGACCCAGGCGGUGCCGGAAUCCGCACGGGCCCGACGUCCUUGACAGGAUCGCAGAAUUUGGCAGGUACUUCCAAGGUGCCCGAGCUCAUCCAGAUCAUCGAGAAGGAGACCCGCGACCCUCGCGGGGCUCAUGGAUCACCUCCAGAAGCAUCGGGACAUCGACGGCUGGAACCUAGGAGGCGCGAAGGCGAGGAUUGCUGCCCACUACCUCGCCCGGCUGCGCAAGAGCGGGAAGGCGGCCUCCGAAACGGCCAGGUCGUGAAUUUCGGAGAAGGAGCUUGACACCUGCAACGCCGCUCAGGAGUUCGUGUUGCGCGCGAUGGUUCUCGACGAGGAUAAUUACGGAC